GCCAUUGUCACAGGAGCUGGGAAGGAGAGACUGGGAUUUGUGGAGGAGGGGGUGCAAUCCCAGACUGCUUCCCCCGGAGGUGAUGAAGAGAAAGCUGUGGCCCCGGUGGAGCUGGGACAGUAAGAGGAUGCUGACUUGUGUCCGGGAGCCAGUUCGACAGGAGCUGACUGCAGCGGCGAUGGGGUGUUCUGCUGCUCCUGGCCAGCAGGAGGCACCGGACAUGGCUGAGACAGUCCCUGAGCAGCCUGGGGAGUUGCUAGUUGCUGGAACUGGGGAAGAGGAGGAGGUGUACAUUUGCUCGGUGUGUGGGCGCGGUGUGACCGGGGCAUCGCCAUUCUCCUUGCACCAGAGGGUCCACGCCAGCCACUGCUGUGCCACCUGUGGCAAGGGUUUCAGCCGCUCGUCCAACCUAGCACGCCACUGCCGCACACACGCCCUCCAGCCAGCGCAUGGCUGCCCGUGCUGUGGCAAAUGUUUCCGCCAGGCCUCCGACCUCCGACGGCACCGGCUGGUGCACACUGGGGAGCGCUGGCACCGGUGUGGCGAGUGUGGCAAGUCCUUCACCCAGUCAUCCAACCUGGCACGGCACAGGCGCAUCCACACCGGGGAGCGGCCCUUCCGGUGCCUGCUCUGCGGCAAGGACUUCAACCGGAUGUCGAGCCUGGAGCAACACCAGCGCGUCCACACUGGCGAGAGGCCCUUUCGGUGCCUGCUCUGUGGCAAGGGCUUCAACCAGUCCUCCAAUCUCUCACGGCACCGGCACAUCCACCGCCGGCAUUGGGCAUGCCAUCACCGCCGGCACUGGGCCCUCGGCCCAUCCGACCAGGACACUCUGCCAUGAGAACAUACCACCAGAGCCAACACUCACCAGAAACAACACCAAUGCCGAGCCCCCAUCAGAACUGACACCAACACUGAACCCCACCAGAACCGACACCAACACCGAGCUCCCACCAGAACCGACACCAACACCGAGCCCAAACCAGAACCGACACCAGUACUGAGCCCCCACCAGAACCAACACCAACACCGGGCUCCCACCAGAACCAACACCGAGCCCCCACCAGAACCAACACCAACACCGAGCACCCACCAGAACCAACACCAACACCGAGCCCCCACCAGAACCAACACCAACACUGAGCCCCCACCAGAACCAACACCAACACCGUGCCCCCACCAGAACCGAUACCAACACCGAGCCCCCACCAGAACCGACACCAGUACUGAGCCCCCACCAGAACCAACACCAACACCGGGCUCCCACCAGAACCAACACCGAGCCCCCACCAGAACCAACACCAACACCGAGCCCCCACCAGAACCGACACCAGUACUGAGCCCCCACCAGAACCAACACCAAUACCGAGCCCCCACCAGAAUCGACAUCAACACCGAGCCCCCACCAGAACCAACACCAACACCGAGCACCCACCAGAACCGUCACCAACACCGAGCCCCCACCAGAACCAACACCAACACCGGGCUCCCACCAGAACCAACACCGAGCCUCCACCAGAAUCGACACCAACACUGAGCACCCACCAGAACCGACACCAACACCGAGCCCCCACCAGAAUCGACACCAAUACCGAGCACCACCCCAGAACUGACACCAACACCGAGCUCUCACCAGAACCGACACCAACACCGAGCCCCCACCAGAACCGACACCAGUACUGAGACCCCACCAGAACCAACACCAACACCGGGCUCCCACCAGAACCAACACCGAGCCCCCACCAGAACCAACACCAACACCGAGCACCCACCAGAACCAACACCAACACCGAGCCCCCACCAGAACCAACACCAACACCGAGCCCCCACCAGAACCAACACCAACACCGUGCCCCCACCAGAACCGAUACCAACACCGAGCCCCCACCAGAACCGACACCAGUACUGAGCCCCCACCAGAACCAACACCAACACCGGGCUCCCACCAGAACCAACACCGAGCCCCCACCAGAACCGACACCAGUACUGAGCCCCCACCAGAACCAACACCAACACCAACACCGGGCUCCCACCAGAACCAACACCGAGCCCCCACCAGAACAAACACCAACACCGAGCAUCCACCAGAACCAACACCAACACCGAGCCCCCACCAGAACUGACACCAAUACCGAGCCCCCACCAGAAUCGACAUCAACACCGAGCCCCCACCAGAACCGUCACCAACACCGAGCCUCCACCAGAAUCGACACCAACACUGAGCACCCACAAGAACCGACACCAACACCGAGCCCCCACCAGAAUCGACACCAAUACCGAGCACCACCCCAGAACUGACACCAACACCGAGCUCCCACCAGAACCGACACCAACACCGAGCCCCCACCAGAACCUACACCAACACCAAGCCCCAUGAGAACCGACACCAAUAUCGAGCCCCCACCAGAACCAACUCCAAGCCCCCACCAGAACUGACACCAACACCGAGCACACACCAGAACCAACACUGAGCCCCACCAGAAACAAAACCAACACCAAGCCACCACCAGAACCGACAUCAACACCGGGGUCCCACCAGAACCGACACCAAGCCCCCACCAGAAACAACACUGAGCCCCCAUCAGAACCGAUACCAACACUGAGCCCCCACCAAAACCAACACUGAGCCCCCAUCAGAACCGAUACCAACACCGGGCUCCCACCAGAACUGACACCAACACGAAGCUCCCAUCAUAACCGACACCAACACCAAUCCCCGAGC
Messenger RNA from Hemiscyllium ocellatum (epaulette shark), 2722 nucleotides. RefSeq names its product zinc finger protein 239-like. Gene Ontology annotation, biological process: regulation of transcription by RNA polymerase II. The coding region runs from base 83 to 841 and encodes 252 amino acids. The transcript has 2 exons. The record is from RefSeq and is a predicted model, not a curated record. Gene Ontology annotation, molecular function: RNA polymerase II cis-regulatory region sequence-specific DNA binding; DNA-binding transcription factor activity, RNA polymerase II-specific. Lineage: Eukaryota; Metazoa; Chordata; Chondrichthyes; Orectolobiformes; Hemiscylliidae.